Molecule: messenger RNA, 909 nt
Organism: Paramecium tetraurelia
Lineage: Eukaryota; Ciliophora; Oligohymenophorea; Peniculida; Parameciidae
Exons: 3
Biological process (GO): proteolysis
Molecular function (GO): cysteine-type peptidase activity
Source: RefSeq, a predicted model, not a curated record
AUGUUAAAAUAAAUUGGUAAUAGAAAAAACGGAGUAACAAUUGAUUAAAAUUUCAUAAAAAUCCUUGAGAAUCAAGAAUUUUUGACAAGUUCACAUUUGAUAUUUUUCUAAAACGUUUUUAAUAAAUAUUUUUCCAAUAGAAGAAAUAUAUUUUUAGUUGAUUGCUAUUUCUUCGCUGAGUUUAUGCCAAAACUAACCAACCAAUUAUCCAACGAUUUGAUUGACUUUGAAAAAAUUAAUAAAAUCAAAUAAUAGAUAGUGGAUAAGAAGACUUGCUAAUCAAAUAUCAUUUCCAAUUCAGCGAAUUUAGAAAGGAACUAACCAAUUCAAUAAGCUAAGGAAGAAGUUUAUAAAGCGAAGACUAAAUAGAAAAAAUUUAUGUUCGAAAUCAUAAGCAUUAAUGAAAUUAAAUAAGUAGAUGAGGGAAUUUUCAAAAUUUCUUAAUUAGAAACUCUCCUUUUUCAAUAAACUUUGAAUAAUGAUUAUUAAAAAGGAAGUUCAAUUGCUAAUUAUGAUUAUGCAUAUUUUCCAAUUAACUUAGGAAAUUCUCAUUGGAUAAGCGUAUUAGUCUAUUUUAAAGAGGGCAAAAUUAUAUAUUAGGAUUCUCUAAACGGAUACAAAUCAGAUAUUAUGGCUGGAAUUGAAAGAAUUAUAAAAUAUAAAUGCACAAAAAAUUUUAAAUGGGAAAUAUAAAAAAAUACUCCAAGGCAAACUGGAGUUUCAGACUGUGGUGUUUUUGCCUUAUAUGCUCUCUUCUUUCUGUAUACAAGAGGAGAAGUUAUACAAAGUGAUAGUUAUUCAGAGACCUUUAUAAUUAGAGUUAGAUAAAAUUUUGUCGCCUUGGCAAAAGCUGAAUUAAACAAUAAUCUUAAUGCUGAUUAAGUUAUUGAUUUAGUCAAUUCAUUCUGA